Amphibalanus amphitrite is the source of this 524-nucleotide messenger RNA. It is a transcript of the gene RpL31, whose product is annotated as 60S ribosomal protein L31-like. The record is from RefSeq and is a predicted model, not a curated record. The coding region runs from base 21 to 452 and encodes 143 amino acids. Lineage: Eukaryota; Metazoa; Arthropoda; Thecostraca; Balanomorpha; Balanidae. Gene Ontology annotation, molecular function: structural constituent of ribosome. Gene Ontology annotation, biological process: cytoplasmic translation. Gene Ontology annotation, cellular component: cytosolic large ribosomal subunit; ribosome. The transcript is spliced from 3 exons.
AAAUUGACUUACGGAGGAGGAUGGUGGCUUUUAUUUUAGCUUCUCCGCUGACUGCGGGGAGCGCCGUCGCCGAGAUGGCCAAGACCAAGGACAGGAAGGAGAAGUCCAAGUCGACCAUGUCGGAGGUGGUCACUCGUGACUACACGAUCCACCUCCACAAGCGGCUGCACCGCAUUGGCUCCAAGAAGAAGGCGCCGCGCGCCCUCAAGGAGAUCCGCAAGUUUGCCAUGCAGCAGAUGGGCACGCAGGAUGUGCGCAUCGACUACCGGCUCAACGAGCAGGUCUGGAGCCGCGGCAUUCGGUCGGUGGCCAAGAGGAUCCGCGUGCGGCUCGCCCGGAAGAGGAACGAGGACGAGGACUCGCCGCACAAGCUGUACACCCUGGUGACGUACGUGCCGGUGCCGUCGUUCAAGGGCCUCUCCACCGAGAACGUGGAGACCAGUGACAGUUGAUUGAUUCCGCCCCGCUCCUCUCCGCCGCGCCGCUGUGCCGAGACCAAAUACACAACGGAUCGGUGCAGGACA